Molecule: messenger RNA, 3020 nt
Organism: Exaiptasia diaphana
Lineage: Eukaryota; Metazoa; Cnidaria; Anthozoa; Actiniaria; Aiptasiidae
Product: homeobox protein OTX
Exons: 4
Coding region: 1208-1885 (225 amino acids)
Biological process (GO): regulation of transcription by RNA polymerase II
Cellular component (GO): nucleus
Molecular function (GO): DNA-binding transcription factor activity, RNA polymerase II-specific; RNA polymerase II cis-regulatory region sequence-specific DNA binding
Source: RefSeq, a predicted model, not a curated record
AAUGAUUUUUUGACAGAAYUUAAAAUCUUAUUUAAACAGCAGAUGUACAAUGGUGCCUCAAACGCCAAUGAGACUGCCUCAAGUUUAUUAGUCCAUGAAUGACGACAAAUCGAGAGAAGGAAAACGUCGUAGCAUUUUAGUUAUUGGCGAUAACUAUCUUGAAGGUCUUUGGAAUUGUUUUUAAACGAUUUAUACAUCUGACAAGGCCACGAACUUUUUCAAGUACUCGUUUCCCCUCGAAAACAUUUCAAUUAAACAUUAUGUGAAGAAACUGCUGAUUUUCAACAUUCACGACGAUCGCUCGAGUGGAUUAAGACUUCAGUAUUUGAACACUCGAUUGUUACCGAGACAAGUUGUGAUCCGAUCUAGUUUGCCUAUCAAACUCCCAAGUGAUUUCAAUUUCCGAAAUUUCGGCCAGAACCUGAAUGCAUCAAAAUCCAUCUGCGAAAAUACUCAAAUCAUUUCGGCAUUCUUUACGGUGUCUGUUGUAUGCGUUUACCGCCGUAAUUUCAAUUUCAUUGCCGCUGAAGAAUCGGCAAUUAGAUCUAUCAGGUGUCAAUAGAAACAAUUUUAUUAAAGUUUUAAUUUGAUUAGCGUUGACUAAAAAUAAAGACGAUUGUUGAAUCACUGUUCUAAGUAUCCUGCCAAGGCUACUGUAUUUAGAUACWGGGAUAUUAUUAUCGCAAUAUUGUUAUAUAUCUCUCAAUUUCACAAACGCGGCGGUAUCUUUUGUUACCAAGAAUGUACUAAUGUUCAUUUGCAUGCRAACCUUUGAUUAAAUAUCAGUGUUUAGUCCAACUUUUCUCUCUUUAGAAAACGUUUUGAAGCUAUAGAGCGCGUAUUCACCGAGUCCUCAGAGAGUGUCAUUGAAACCUUUUCAAAAAUAACCGUAAGAUCAUCUUGUCAGAUAUUGUUGUGUGUUGCUUCAAUUUGAUUUUUUCGGCAAAAGUAAGAUUCUGACCGGAAAAGGCAGGGCAACUGAUAUUAUGGCCUUUUUUUCAAAAAAGCGACUAUCUUUCUUAUGCAAAUUAAAUAAUAAACUAAUCAAUGUACUCAAUUCUGGGCUUUCUUGUCGCUCACAUGAACAAGGCAAAAUAAGAAAUCGCCGGCAAACCAGAACAAAAGAGACCAAUAAGCAUUUUGAGUGUAAAGAGAGAAGAAAAUAUGAAGUUUAAAGGCAACACGUGUAUCUGAUAAAGGUCUUGUAAUGGCGGGAUAUUUUGGUCAUUUACCGUCCUACCCAAUUACAACGCAUCCAAUGACUCCUCCAAACAUUGAYUUCUUUAAYCACAUGGGAUCAAACUCGUGCGCGCAUCCAUCGAGGAAGCAACGUAGAGAAAGAACCACUUUUACAAAAAACCAGCUUGAAGUUCUGGAGGAACUGUUUGGUAAAACGCGAUAUCCUGAUAUAUUUAUGAGGGAAGAAGUGGCUGCAAAGAUAAAUCUCCCUGAGUCUAGAGUGCAGGUUUGGUUUAAAAACAGAAGAGCAAAAUCAAGGCAACUAGAAAAAUCAACUGAGACUAAACAAAGUACAGAGAAGAAGGCCAGCCCACCAUCAACACCUACCUCCCCACCAUCAUCAGUAAACAAUACUAACAGCAAGGACCCACCUCCUCCUAAGAAAUCUAGUCCUUCACCUUACGACCUGCCAAGCUGUAGUGGCAGCAACCUAUGGCAUCCUGUAGCAACAACGCACUCCAUGAUUCCAAACCAAACUUUCCCUCAGGUAUUGACGAAUACAUCAGGACCAGUUUUCAUGCCACCUCCACCCCAGGGGCCAUAUCAUCGACCGAUGUCCAACCCUAACUGUUCCUAUAAUAUGGGUUCUCCUUAUAUGCAUUCUUCGUCACAGAUAGGCAAUCCCUACGGGCAAGCACAUAUCUAAUGSUAUUUGACGAUUUGUAAAUAGUGACCACUAGUUACUAGAAAGGUUAUUUAAACAGCGGUAUCAAUAGUGUUUCGGAUUUAGUUAACUGCCGUAAAAUCCCUGUUUGAAUUCCUUCAUUCAGUCAUCGAUGCGUUUCGUACCCGUUGUAUUGUACUCCAUCCUCAAAACAACUGGAUAAAAAAUAAUACCAAAGCGCUGCAGAAACACAUUUGUGAGGAUUUGUGCUUACGUAAAGUAUUUUAGGCCUUGUCCGCAAAUACGUAUCUAUUGKGUUUAUGUGUUGAUUUUAGUUCUCUCUAUGAGCACCGAAACGAUACAAAGUUCAAAGACUCAGGAACACUAACAGGGAUUUUAUAGGGUCCACUCAAUGCCGCUAGUUUUAGAAAUUAUUGGUGAUGAUUCAGAAACGAAAAUACAACAUUAUUUUUUCUUUAUAUUCAUAAAGUCAUGUGACCAUUUGAGAAUACCUCGUCCUGGUCACGUGGGUAACAUUUGAUCAUGUGAUUYUAAGGUAUUGGUGACAAAGAAGAACUGUUUGGAGUACAAGURAGUUUUUAAGUGCCCAUUUGAGUUUAUAUUUCGGAUUGGAAGUCAUCAAGCCUUGAACUUUGACUAUUAUGGUUUGAAAAAUCAGUACCUACCUCGAAUCACUGAUCAGCUUUAAAUCUUUAAUAUAUAACAUAGUAUACAUACAAAGAAUUGAAUUGAAAACCAGGACAAAUGAUUUGUUAUAUAUCAAAAGAACUUAGUGCACCUAACUACUUCAAUUAAUAGUGGAACCAGCCCCCUCCUUUCUCUUCAUGCACAGGGAGUACAAAGGACUGGGUCUUCUUGUUGUCCACGUAGUUCGUAUAUCAUUUAGAGACAAUGUUCGUCAAUUARUGAAGCAAUCGCUAAUUUUUUCAUGAAUUGAUAUCUAAAGUGCUUUAGAAUUAUUUUAAAUUGAAUUAAGCUACAGUAAAAAAASUUUUGUGGUGUAUAACUUAAGCUUAACUUAAUUUGUAUUUUUGGGAAAAUGUUCAAAAUGAAUGGCUCUCAAGUUUCGGUCGAAUUUCCUCGGAUAUUUAAAAUCUUACCUCUCAAUCCUAUUUGGAAGUACGCUUUAAGUCAUUUUGGAUACUUUUUUCCAGCU